Molecule: messenger RNA, 1458 nt
Organism: Bipolaris sorokiniana ND90Pr
Lineage: Eukaryota; Fungi; Ascomycota; Dothideomycetes; Pleosporales; Pleosporaceae
Exons: 4
Coding region: 1-1458 (485 amino acids)
Biological process (GO): positive regulation of transcription by RNA polymerase II
Cellular component (GO): nucleus
Molecular function (GO): transcription cis-regulatory region binding; DNA-binding transcription factor activity
Source: RefSeq, a predicted model, not a curated record
AUGGAAUGCGCAAUAGUUCAGUUUUUGGAUGAAUCGCCAGAGAUUCGUUCGCACUACGUUCAGAACGGCGACUCGCCUUUUAGCGGAUCUUCUGUUCUGUACCAAUCGCCUGGUCCUUCGGCAAGUGGCCAGGACAAUAGUAAUUUGACUGCAGGCUCUACUUUGUUUACACCCACAGAGGGAUUGACGGUUUUGUCCUUGUUGAAUUCCGAGUCGCCAGUUCAGCGGAAUACUUCUGCGCCAUCUAUGACCCCGGAUCAGCCACCUAAUACGAGUGCUUAUCAAAGGCACGACAAUGCCAACGCUAGCACGUUUGUUUACCAGCAGCCUCCUGGUGAGCCGGUUCUAUGGCCAUUGGAGCAUGAGCAAGAGGCCAUGCUGCUUCAGCACUAUAUUGAAAAUGUUGCCUUGUUUUUUGACAUGAUGGAUUCUAGAGAUCAUUUUGGUGUACACAUUGUCCAGAUGGCCAAACAAAACAGUACACUAAUGAAUGCUAUCCUUGCCUUGUCUGCACGCCAGCUUAGCCGGAUUGCCGACUUUGAUCCCUACAUUGCAGAUGCUUACUACCAGAGAUGCUUUGACACUUUGAUCCCUGCAUUGAAUGACAACUCAACCAUCAAAGAGGAGCCACUGCUUGCAGCGACUGUUAUUCUACGGCUAUUAGAGGAGAUGAACAUAUCAGUUGUAGGAAGUGACCCUCAAGGUCAUCUUUUUGGUACUCAAGCCAUCAUUCGCGCCGCUGAACAGUCAUAUGCUGCUACAUCUGGUCCAGACUGGCGCCAAGCCAUAUACUGGGCCGCUUUUCGUCAGGAACUAUGGAUCUCACUAAUGACCCAAAAAGCCUUCAAGUUACACAUCUUCCCUGCAGACCGCUCACUCGAGCCCGCUACCGACUCAAUGUGGGCUACGCGGACUAUUGCACAUCUUGGCGACGUGAGCAACUUUGUCUUUGGGGAGGACAGAAACAGCAUCGCCCGUUAUAAUCAGCUUAUGGAUGAAAAUAAGGCCUGGAAUCAGUGCAGACCUAACAGCUUCGAUCCAUAUUACUUUCGUCACAAAAACCCUUCGAGCGGAAACAGCUUCCCAGAUAUCCGCCUACAUCGAAAAGAGCACGUAAUGGGCAUGCAGUACAAUCUCCUAGCUCAUACACUAUUGAUUGUACAUGACCCUACAAUACCACAGCUGGGGCCUGCACAUAAGGCUUCACGUGCCGUCGUGGACAAGGCUGUACAAGAGAAUGUGCGCAUAAUGUGCGGUGUCGCUCAAUCAAAUCCAAAAGUGUUUCCCUGCAUAUUUGUCGCCUGUUAUGCGAUUGCACUAGUUGGCGACCGAUUCACCAUACGAGAGGAGCAACAAAGCCUCCGUGAUCUGUGGUACAGUUGUGAACAAACGCAUGCUUUCCCUCCUACCGCGAUGAUUGCACAGCUUGAGGAAUCUUGGGGGUGGCAUAACCAGUGA